AUGCCAAAGACAUACACCGAAGAUCAACUAGCGUCAGCUCUGUCAGCUGUGCGUCAAAGAAAAAUGAAAAUUACAGCGGCUGCUAGAAUAUUCGGAGUACCAAAAUCAACUCUCUCUGACAAAGUGAGACACAAGUACUCGGGAAACAGACCUGGACCAGAAAGACAGCAACUACAACACGAAGAGGACUCCCUUGUCCAGUAUCUCUUAUACAUGGCGAAUCAAGGCUUUCCACUUUUCAGGGCUAUGAUCAGGUGUUACAUACAAGAGAUAGUUAUACAAUCAGGCCGUACGUCACUGUUUAAUCUACAAAAAGGACCCUCUGAUGAUUGGUUCACAAAGUUUUUCGGGCGGCAUCAAGACUUGGCUCAAAGAAAGGCAGAAAACAUGGACAAUGCCCGAGUAUCCAUGUCAUCUAAAAGGAUGCUUGACAAAUUUUUUCCUCUUCUCAAGUCUGUUCUUGAUAAAUACAACUUGAAAAACAAACCAGAAAGAAUCUUCAAUUGUGACGAAACUGGAUUAACAGGAAAAGAGGCACCUAGGUCGAAAGUAAUCGGGCCUCGUGGAGGGCAUUUGUUUAGAAGAAAGACGUCUUCAGCAGAUCACGUGACAGCACAUCAUUGUGUCUCAGCAGAUGGACACUUUCUACCACCUCUUAUAAUUUACAAGGUAUUUUAUUAA
This is a messenger RNA of Ruditapes philippinarum (Manila clam), 681 nucleotides long. RefSeq lists its product as uncharacterized. The record is from RefSeq and is a predicted model, not a curated record. Gene Ontology annotation, molecular function: DNA binding. The transcript is spliced from 3 exons. Bases 1 to 681 code for a protein of 226 amino acids. Gene Ontology annotation, cellular component: nucleus. NCBI's taxonomy places the organism in Eukaryota, Metazoa, Mollusca, Bivalvia, Venerida, Veneridae.